Molecule: messenger RNA, 1878 nt
Organism: Piliocolobus tephrosceles (Ugandan red Colobus)
Lineage: Eukaryota; Metazoa; Chordata; Mammalia; Primates; Cercopithecidae
Gene: C14H9orf153
Product: chromosome 14 C9orf153 homolog
Exons: 3
Coding region: 8-805 (265 amino acids)
Source: RefSeq, a predicted model, not a curated record
CAGCACGAUGUUCCUCACUGGAGACACCAGUUCAGCUGAGGACGACAGAGGAGCCGCCCUUCCUCAAUGUUCACUGCCAGAAUUAUAUGCAUGUAUUGAGAAUUUUAAUAAGGAGAGCAAGAAAUCAAAUCUUCUAAAAAUGCAUGGUAUUUCACUUAAUGAAGCACAGGAAGUACUUGCUAAAAACCUGAAUGUCACGUCAUUCACCAGGGGCACUGAUGUGAGAAGAGAUCUCCAACCUGUUAUCAGGUGCACAGUGGUUAAAAAUGAGAAGAAGCAAGCAUCCAUGACUGAGCUCCUCCACUGCAGCUUACUGGCGGGCUCUCUCUCUCCAGUGCAGAGGCUCUCCAGGUCCCGGCAGAGGCUGUCACAGUAUGGGAUCUCCCCUCCCAAGCGCACUUUUCCUUAUGAAAUUCUCACUGAGCACUCAAAUGCCUUGGCGCAAGUUACCGUACAGAAGAAGGUUCCAAGCGCCAAAAUCUUAUGCAGCCUAGGCAUUUCCAGUACCACCCCGGAAAAGUUCGUUUUUGAAGAUAAACUUCGUAGAUACUUCUUAGUUGACCCAGGAAAACAGUUCAUGGAUCUAAGGGAUCUGGAAUGGAGAUAUUUUAAGGGGCUUGCGAAGUGGAGGCACACUACUGCGGUUUCCUUCACAGAUGUAAAAUACAACACUGAGAAGAGAUUUGUAGAGAGCCAGGACAUGCCUGAUGUUAUUUUUCCCCCUAUAGUUCGCAAGUCUUUGGUCAUUUAUCCUCGAAUUGAUUAUCAAAAUGAAGGAAGUUAUUCUCUUAAAUUGAAUAUGUAGUGUAUGAAAAGAUUUUGGACAUAGAUUUUUGCUUUCGAGAGCAUUGAAUUUAUACACAAAAAGCAAAGAAGCCAAGGACCCAAUGGAACAUCUGAACUGAGUGUGUACAACACACAGGAAGGUGUACUGUAAAAUUAAGCCAUUAAUACAGAGCAAAAUGUCCGAUUUAAUCUGCUAAUGUGAGAAAUGGUUUGGACAGUGCAACCCAUUUGGACCAGCGCUAAAGCAAAUAUAAGUCAUGUGAAAAGAAAAGAUGUAACUGAAGAACACACAAGCAAGAAUAGCUUUUUAAGGAAUUUUAAGCACACAAGGAAGUUCGUCAUCAUAAAAGUAUUUGGUAAGUUCGACAAAUAAAUUAACACCUGAGCAUAUAGAGAUCAACAUGAAAACUUAAAUAUAAUCUAUUAACUGUCCAAUGACAAAGAAGGAAACAGCAUCCAUGAAACAAGAACAGAAAUAUUUGAAAAAGAACAAAUUGGAAAUCUUGGAAGUGAAAGAUACAGUCAUUGAAAAUUAUAAUAAUAACCCUUGAUAAAUUAUCCCAGUGGUACCCUGGAUAUAUCUGAAGAGAGAGGGCUAACAAAUUGGAAGACAGCAUUGAAAAGCUUAUAGAUCAUAGCACAGUAAGGCAGAAAAAGAAGAGUAUUGGAGGGUAGAAUGAGAAGUUCAGAAAUGUAUACAAUGGAAUUCACAGAAAAAAAAUAGAAGAAUGGAAAGUAAGUGAUAUGGGAAAAUAAAAUGACAGAAAAGUCUCAGGAAACACAGGAGACCUUGAACUGAAAAAUCACAGACUGAUUAGCAAGAUAUUGAAAAUAAAUCUAUGCCCAGAAAUAGUGUAGCAAAACUAUGGACCACUAAGCAAUAAAGGAAAAUGUAAUCUGCAAAAGAGAGAUGGAUUACAUACAAAGAAACGACAAAUUGACAAUAGAACGCUCAUUAACAAUAGAGGUCAGAAGACAAUAGUGCCAUAUACUUAACGAUGCUGAAGGAAAACAGCUGUCUGUAAUUCUACAAGCAGCCAAACUCUCUCUGAGGAGUAGGGGUAAAAUAAAUAUGUUAAAAAAUACAUGAGC